Molecule: messenger RNA, 4566 nt
Organism: Homalodisca vitripennis (glassy-winged sharpshooter)
Lineage: Eukaryota; Metazoa; Arthropoda; Insecta; Hemiptera; Cicadellidae
Product: high affinity cationic amino acid transporter 1-like
Exons: 13
Coding region: 208-2067 (619 amino acids)
Biological process (GO): amino acid transport; transmembrane transport
Cellular component (GO): plasma membrane
Molecular function (GO): amino acid transmembrane transporter activity
Source: RefSeq, a predicted model, not a curated record
GUCGGUCUUGGCUGACCGCCAAUUCAACCUAAGCAGUUUGAGAGAAUAUUCAUGUUGGUACUGGCUGCCCAAUCGGUAAUCACUUCCCGAUUUUGACGUCGUAAUAUUGUGAUUCGUAAGUUUACCGACAGUGUAGUGCCCGCCACCAUCAACAAGUGGUUUGAAUGGAAUACUAUUUUUUACUACAACAAUUAUAAUUGAGGCAGGAUGGGGCUGGGGCAUGCAUUGUCACGUCGGAAGGCGCUCGACACAGUGGAAGGAGAACAGUCAGAGCUGGGCAAGGUGUUGUCUACUGUCGACUUGAUCGCACUGGGUGUCGGCUCUACGCUGGGGGUGGGAGUGUACGUGCUUCCUGGUAUCGUCUCCCGAGAUAUUGCAGGCCCUGGUGUAGUCCUCUCGUUCUUAUACGCAGCUAUCGUUUCCGUCCUUGCAGGCCUCUGCUACGCUGAGUUUGGAGCACGAGUCCCCAAAGCCGGCUCGGCGUACAUUUACAGCUAUGUCACCAUCGGAGAGUUUGUGGCCUACAUCAUUGGCUGGAACCUCAUCAUAGAGUAUGUUAUCGCUGGUGCCAGCGUGGCUCGUGGAGUCAGCCUCUACUUGGACUCCUUGUUUGGGAACGCCAUGGCUAACUAUUUCCGCUCCAUCUAUGCCAUGGAUGUUCCAUUCCUCUCCGGCUACAUAGACUUCUUUGCGUUUAGCAUCGCAGUGCUAGUUAGUGUUUUCCUAGCUGUCGGAGUGAAGGAAUCUCUGCUUCUCAAUAACCUGCUAACCACUGUCAACUGCACUGUAGUAGUCUUUGUCAUAAUUAUUGGAUCAUUAUACGCUGACUUCAUGAACUGGGAAAUACCAUCUUCCAACGUCCCCCUAGGCUCUGGGGAAGGAGGAUUCUUGCCCUACGGAUGGCUGGGAACAUUGAGAGGAGCCUCAACUUGUUUCUAUGGCUUUGUUGGGUUCGACGUCAUCGCUACUUCAGGAGAAGAGACACGGAACCCACGUCGCGCGAUCCCCGUCUCGAUAAUCGUCUCUCUGCUGAUCAUAUUCUUGGCGUACUUUGGUGUCUCCUCCGUGCUGACAUUGAUGUGGCCCUAUUACCUGCAGGAUGUGGGAGCACCGCUGCCUCAUGUCUUCACGGAACUGGGCCUAGACUGGGCUAAGUGGGUGGUCACCAUUGGUGGUCUGUUCGGUCUUAGCGCCAGUCUGUUUGGAGGAAUGUUUCCUCUACCAAGGGUUGUCUACGCCAUGUCGCAAGAUGGACUACUGUUCGAGUUCUUGAGCCGUGUACAUCCCAGAUUCAAGACACCUUUUGUCGGAACAAUCUUCUCUGGGAUCUUAACAGGUACAAUGGCUGCCAUAUUCAAUCUCAAGGACCUGGUGGAUCUUAUGUCCAUGGCUACCCUAGUGUGCUAUACCAUCGUCGCUAUGUCUGUUCUCAUUCUCAGGUAUCGCACGGAAGGGGAGCGUGAUCUAGAGGAACGAUUUACUUCGGAAUCAGAGAGUUCACCUCUGCUGCGAACUCCAUCCCUCAAGAAGCACAGGUUUUAUCUUCGCAAGUUUCCUUUUGCAAAUAUUGAGUUCUCCGUUUACAUUCUCACGCUGUUAUGUGGACUCUUGGCGUACACUCUGGUCUGUAUGCAGAAUGCUGACUCGGAGCUUACCAUGUCUCCUUACAUCACGUUCACUUUGUUGUUGCUCAUCAUUCUUAUCCUCAUUCUGUUUGCGGGAAUACCUUUCGACUCAACUGCAACAACGUUCCAGAUGCCUGGCUUGCCGUUGACUCCAACUCUCAGCAUAUUUGCCAACACCUACCUCAUGUGCCUCAUGGAUCUGUCCACCUGGUAUAGUUUCUCUAUCUGGCUGGCAGCAGGUUUGGUGAUAUACUUUGGUUACGGACUGCGACACAGCACCGAGAACCAAGGUCAACACAGAACACUGCCCAAGGUUGAAUACGAGAGACUUCAGCAAAGUGAACAAAGUCAGUCUGGAGAAACGAGCGCAGCUCAGCGAGUCAUCAAGGCUCAAGAUGCCGGGACUCAAGAAGUGCAAUUAGGCAUCACCUAUGUUCAUUGAUCUAUCUAUCUCAAGUGUUUAUUUAUAUUUGGUUAUUAGGAUAAGUUUACUUUACUACAUUCCUUCGUACCGGCUGUUUUCGAUUUGUAAACAAAGCAACACCGAAGGUAUGGUUGGAAGGUAUAGUGAGCGCAGCUUAUCGUGUCAACAAGACAAGUCAUCGGAACUCAACAAAUGUAUCUGAGGAUUUCGUAUAUUCAUUGAUCUAUCUACCUCAAGUGUUGAUUUUUAUUUGGUUAUUUCUAUAAGGUUACCUUACUUUAUUCCAUAGUACAGGUUGUUUUUGAUUUGUAAACAAACCAACACCGAAGGUAUGCUCAUGCCGGGUCCAUCUUUGAGAAGAUUUGAUCGUUGAUUUUUGCACCCCAAUAUCUCUCAAUGUGUGAUGUGCUAUCAAUCAAGCGCACUAAUAUUAAUUAUUAAUCUUUGUUAAUAACGACAGUAGACUGCAAUUGUACAAUAAUAGAUUGGUAAUAGUUCAUGAGUCAAUCUUAAGAGUCGUUAAAACAAAAUUUUUAAAAUAAAUAAAAUGUUCCCAUCAACAUUACAAUGCGAGAAUUAUAAUAGCAACUAUGUACGAUUGUUGUACAAUAAGUUUUACAAAUAAAUUUGUGAAUAGAUGAAUUUAUAUUUAAAAGGUAGUUUCGUAUCGAUUUUAAGAAUAUUUUAAAAACAUCUACGAUUUAGUUGCAUAAUCUUUAACCCGUCUCUACUUCGAAUAUCUGUGAUCUGUUUUAAUAUCUUCCAGGUUACUUUAUUUGAAAAAAAAAAUAAAACUAUCUUUUAUUUAUUUAAACUUCAUUACGAAAGAUAAAUAUUCAAUUGAACCGAUUUUUAUCUAUUAAAGUAUUUUAAUACAGAUGUGGUAGCUAAUAUGCCAUAUUUCAGGGAGAGCAUAUAUAAUUAUGAUUGGGCUGGCAUGUAUUUACCAAGCAAACAGAAAACGAUCAAUUCUAUUAUCCACUCAAUCAGUAGAUUUAAGAUUUAUUUUGUAAUGAAACUAAUACGUAACGUACGUACGUUGCUGUAGUAUGUUUUUUACUAUAUACGUAAUUUUCAAACAGUGUAGUACCACAUUUCAGUGACUGACACCAGUGGUGCUAAUAAUGGUCUUUCUGAAUUCUAUUACGUAGAAACUGUGAUUAUGGAAGCUUGUGUGUAAGGGCUUCUCCACCAAUUGAGUGGAAAGGUUAAGGUUUUGUUGUUAUUUGUUGUUUGUUAUUUUUUGUUAAAAAAAUAAUGAGUUAGUCGCCUUUUAUAUUAUGUAAGCAGUAAUUUUUCCUUGUAUUUACACUAUUUCUGUUUCCUUUCUUCAAGCUAUUGUUGAGACUUAACUAAAUUGUUUGUAAACCAAACUUUAGUCGUUCUAAACAAUUUCUAAAUUAAAAUUUUAUUACACCAACACUGCUUUAACAAAAUUAUUUAAAAUGUGUUGGAGGUUUAAACAUUUGUAUUCUGAUUAAUUUGUGAUAUAAAAAAAGUUCUUGAUAAUAUAGUCAGUUUAUUAGUCAUUUUUAGUUUUUUGUUUGUUUGUUUAAAAGUGAUUUUGUCAACAAGCAUGAUUUAGUUUGAAAAGCAUUAGAAGUUUCUUAAAUAGGAAAAUGGUUAAAUAGUUGUUGAUUUAAUUUACGUUGUUUGACUGUUCUUUCAUGCAAUGAUGCAAUUCAAACUGAAUUUUCCAAAAACAAAUUAAAAUUCUUACUUUGAAUGUCAAAUCAAAUUUUUACACUAUAUACUAGUACAGCAUAGAAUGUAAAAUCUACCCUAUCUGUUUACCUUCAAAUAAGUACACAAUUAAUUAUCCAUUACAUUAAAAUCAGUACCAAUUUAAUCUAUUAGCGUUACUGUAAGUAUGGCCCAGUCAUAAAGAAAACAACCUACCUUUCUUGGUUUAAGCUAUUUAAAUAUUCAAUUGAAAUAAAUACAUUUUAACUUUUAUUGAAUAAUACUAGACUCACAAGCAUAGAAAAUUAAUGUAAAAUACAAGAAAUAACUGCUUGUAGAGUCCUUGACUUGGUCGUGCACAAGUAACAGGACAAGUACCUCAUCAUAUAAAAAAAAUAGUGAUUACUGCUCACUUACAAACUCACUCUGGUUGAAAGUUUAUUUCACUUCAGUAAGGAAAUCCAGUAAUCCAAUUGCUAAAAGACUGAGGAUUUCUUAGCUGAACGUGAAAUUGCAUAGUAACAAAAAGAAAUAAGUAAAUGUUACAUAUUGUAUUUUUUUAGUGAUAUAUUUCUAUUUAACGAUUAAAUAGAUUAUUUUGAGGAAUUUAUAUAUUGAUGUACAUGGUAAUAUGAUCAUGAUCAAAAUCUAUUUGUACACGAUCAAUAUUUUGAACUUUUAGUGGUGUUGGCUAACUAUUUUCAAAUAUUUUAAUAUAAAUAAUAUUGUCUGUUGAUAACUUAAACUGUUAUUAGAAGUUAAUCAAAUUUAAUAAUUUGUAAUUUUAUUAUGAUCUUGUAAUCUUUAAUUUUAUAUAAAAUUUCUUGUAACAAA